AUGGACCGUUUUAUAAGCAUGUGGAAAGUUCGGGAGUUGGCGGACAAAGUCACAAAUGUAGUCAUGAACUACACGGAGGUGGAAGGCAAGGUCCGCGAGGCGACGUCAGACGAGGCGUGGGGCCCCACCGGCCAGCAGAUGCAGGAGCUGGCGCUGGCCACCUUCACGUACGAGCACUUCCCCGAGGUCAUGUCCAUGCUGUGGCGGCGGAUGCUCCACGACAACCGCUCGCAUUGGCGACGCACAUACAAGUGUUUGCUACUCCUGAGCUACCUAGUGCGCAACGGGUCGGAGCGCGUCGUGACGUCGGCGCGGGAACACAUAUACGAUCUCCGCUCACUCGAGAACUACACAUACGUCGACGAUGUUGGGAAAGAUCAGGGUAUAAACAUAAGGCACAAAGUGCGAGAACUGAUAGACUUCAUACAGGACGAUGAGAAACUGCGCGAGGAGAGGAAGAAGGCCAAGAAGAACAAGGACAAGUAUAUAGGCAUGUCGUCGGACGCGGUGGUGAUGGGCAUGCGCGGCAGCUCGGCCGGCUGGGGCGAGUACAGCGACCGCAGCGCCACCAACUGGGAGGAGCCAAAAGAGAGGAACGAUGAGGAUGAAUAUGAGAGGGAGGACUCGGACGGAGACUACGGACAUCAUCGUGAGAGGAGGCCACACAAAGAGAACGUAUACCGCGAUUCUGACGUAGUAAGCUCGAGUCCCCCUCGCGCUCGCUCCCUGGAGCCGGGGGAGCGAGCGGAGCGGGGGGACAGGGGGGGACACAAACCAUUCAGCAUCAAUCUCAAGAGCCCCGCCAAACAGAAACCUAGCACGCCUGUCAAGAAGAUUGACCUUGGUGCAGCAGCGACGUACGGUCAGUCCGGCAGUAGCGCCGUGGCCCCCGGGGCGGCGGCCCCCGCGGUGGGCGGGCCCGCGGGCGCGCAGUCGCAGGAGCUGCUGGACGACUUGUUCAAGACGUGCGCGCCCGCCACGCACUCGCCGCACAACGACAUACUCGACGACUUCGAUCCUAGAGCGGAAGAACCCCUUCCUCGCAAAGUAUCGAAUGAAUUUGGCGACUUUACAAAUGCGUUCGGUCCUCCAGCAAACAACAACGAAGGAUUCGCAGACUUCUCGAGUGCUUUCACUGACAACAACAACUCCAACAACUUGCUCAGCGCUGGAACAAACCUGGCGCCCACUCCUAACCUUAUGGCGCCUAGUAAUAACCUAAUGGCACCCUCUAAUAACCUCAUGGCGCCUUCUAACAACCUAAUGGCGCCCUCUAACAACCUAAUGGCGCCCUCUAACAACCUCAUGGCGCCCAGUAAUAACCUUAUGGGUAUCGGCAGCAAUCUGAUGACGCCGGCCAAUAAUUUGCUCAGCUCGAGUAACAACAGUGCACCAGCUUCGGCCCCCGCGUCCAACCUGGACCUGCUGAGCUCGCUGCCCCCGAGCGCCUCGUUCGACGCCGUGGACGCGCUGAGCUCGCAGCUGGGCGCCAGCACGCUCUCUGCAGGCUUACAACCGACGCCAGUCGGGCUCCUGCAGCCGAUGUCCGGCGCCCCUCAGCCUGCCGCCGCCGCCCCGGCCCCCGCCAGCAAGGGCGCCAGCAAACUGGGCGCCACGUGGGCCGACACUACGGGCGCCAUCAACAUCGACGUUGACAACCUGCUGGCGCCCCGCUCUCCCAAGGCGGGCCCGGCGCCCUCCAUCAACCAGCUGAAGUCGAGCCCCAACUCCCCGGCACACGCCCCCCAGCAGCCCCCCAGCAUGCCCCCCAUGGGGGGCUACAUGAUGCAGACCAACCUCCUCAACAACAACUUCGCCCCCCUCGGACAGAACAACAUGAUGCGGCCUGCCUUCGCCAACCAGAACUCAUUCCUCCAAUGA
Molecule: messenger RNA, 1881 nt
Organism: Spodoptera littoralis (African cotton leafworm)
Lineage: Eukaryota; Metazoa; Arthropoda; Insecta; Lepidoptera; Noctuidae
Source: the annotation of a GenBank genome assembly